Postia placenta MAD-698-R-SB12 is the source of this 249-nucleotide messenger RNA. RefSeq lists its product as hypothetical. The annotation marks the transcript as partial. NCBI's taxonomy places the organism in Eukaryota, Fungi, Basidiomycota, Agaricomycetes, Polyporales, Adustoporiaceae. The transcript is spliced from 2 exons. The record is from RefSeq and is a predicted model, not a curated record.
ACUCAUUUGUUCUGGCUCACAAUAGGCAAGAUAAUGGGCAAUCCUGUUCUGAGAAUGUGCUGGACACCACAUACCUUUCACUGUCAUAUUCACUUGUGUUACAGUGUAGAGCUUCUCUUGUUCACAAGUCUCAGCAAGCUCCCUGGAGGCAACAAAUCACUGGACAAGCUGCUUUCAAGGCAGAGGUGUGACAAGCUACAGUUCCAACACUGUAAGCAUCCUGGUGUUGCACCACCCAAGCUGCAAUGA